This is a messenger RNA of Komagataella phaffii GS115, 1629 nucleotides long. RefSeq lists its product as hypothetical. Lineage: Eukaryota; Fungi; Ascomycota; Pichiomycetes; Pichiales; Pichiaceae. Gene Ontology annotation, molecular function: monoacylglycerol lipase activity. Bases 1 to 1629 code for a protein of 542 amino acids. The transcript has a single exon. The record is from RefSeq and is a predicted model, not a curated record.
AUGUCAAGAAAAGCGAUGUAUAUAUGGGGCACAAACCCGUACUGUUCCGCCAACACCAACCAAACACAAGCUAUGUCUGAAACUCAUCUGUUUGCGUUAGUUCAUGGGCUUUGGGGUGGUCCCAAUCAUUUGCAAGUAAUUGAACAGGCCAUCAAAGAUGCGUUUGAUGAUGACUCUUAUCACGUUCUCAGACCUUCCAACUUCGCUUUCUUUAAGACAUAUGAUGGGAUAGAGGUCUGUGGGAACAAGGUAAUCGAGGCGUUGUUUUCAGAAAUCGAAUUGCUGUCUGAGCAGGAUAUCAAAGUCACUAAAAUAAGUUUUGUUGGUUACUCCUUGGGAGGUUUGAUUGCCCGUUACUGUAUCGGAGAGUUAUAUCGACUCGGAGUAUUUGACAAGAUAGAACCAGUGAUUUUCACAACAUUCGCCACUCCACACAUGGGCGUUCGUUUUUGGGAUAGUUCAAUCAAAUCAUCCACCGCAAACUUUUUAGGUUCCACGGUAUUGGGUCAGACGGGAAGAGACCUAUUCCUGCAUAACUCUGAUAUGCUACUCCAAUUAGCUGAUCCCGAGGAUGUUUACUACAAGGGAUUGGACCUUUUCCAGAAGAAAAUUUUACUUGCCAACAUACGAAAUGAUAGGACAGUGGCAUUCUAUACCUCCUAUAUUACCACGUUUACGCCAUUUAGCAAGUGGAGCGGAAUCAAGUUAAAAUACGUUGACGAUACGCCUCAUGUAUCUAUUGGUUCUCAUAAACCUACCGCACCCAGAUUAGUAGAUUUGCAAAACUCGUAUCGGGUUGAAGAGCUGAAAAAGGGCUACACCUUGGAGACUGUCAUCCAAUACUCUGCUAUUUUAAUGGUAAUAAUGGUAAUUCUACCAUUUUGGAUUCCUGUUGUUUUUAUUGCGACGUGUUUUGGAACUUUGCAAAGCUACGUACGGCUUCGGUUUCAGCUGUCUUCCAAUAACUUAGAAACAGUUUGGAGUAAGAUUCGAAGUGUAUUGUAUGGAAACUCGGAUCACAUGCAUUCAAAGCAUCACAAAAGCUUGAAGGACCACCAGAAAAUGCACCAGUCAGAAGGAAGAGAAAAUCAUAUUUCUGAGAUGGUUGGAACGAUACUGGAAGAUACUCUACAAUUAGAUAAAAAGCUUGGCGAAGCUCGUAGUGAUAACUUGGAUUUGAAUGACUUCAACGCCGAAUCUGACGGCGAAUCUGAAGCCCAAUCUGAAUCCGAGUCUGAUUAUGGUCAAAGUUCAGGUUCCCCCCUUUUAGAGAACCCGGUUAAAGUUCAAUCGUCAAAUUCUAUACACAACAAUGAUGUUGUAAGAUUUAAUUUUAGAGAUUUUGCCAAAGCCAUCCAGUACGUCAACGAACACUUCAAUGGAGAUUCAGAAGUUCCACUGUUCACUGAAGAGUUUGAAAUUCCAUUUGACGAAGACAGGAAAACAAUACAUUACCACCUCAACCAACUAGAUUGGAUCAAAAUUCCCGUUUAUAUAGACACAUUCAAUUCGCAUGGUGGAAUUAUUGCUAGAAGGGGUGUCAAGACUAAUCCCCGUGGGACUGCUACAGUAUACUUUUGGGUUUCACUUGUGAAGGAUUACUUAGAUACAACUCAAGCGGAGACAUAA